AUGGGAAUUGGAUCCUCGCAUCGCAGUGAACGUGAUGCAUCGCUUGCCAACAUUUCCUAUUCCUCUUCUUCCUUGACAAUGAUUCAAACUAAACGUCAGCAAUCAUCCUCCUUCUCCUCCUCUUCACAAUCAUCAUUAUUUUCGAAUCAUCGUUCGAAAAGUCCGAUGACGACGACGAUGACGAAUCAACAACACGUGAUGCCAUCGACUCGUGAAUCUGAUACUUGUCAACAGCAGCACUUGUCACCGAAUUUAGAAAAUUUAGAAAAUUCUCUUUCUCCGUUAUCAUUGGCCUCUCAUGAUGCUAUCAAUAAUACUAUUGAUAAUAAUACUAUUAAUAAUAAUAAUUCUAAUAAUAAUAAUACUAACACUGCUAAAUUACAACAUGUGGAAAUUCCAAAUCGGGAAACUCUUCAGCAUUUCACAGAUUAUUAUUAUUCCAUGUGCGUUCCAAAUGAUUGGCGAGUGGAAGUUUAUGGAGGUCGAGGUGGAGGAAUUGUCAUUCGUGGUGGUCAACCAACAGCCAAUCAUUCUACUACGAAUACAAAUAAGAAUUCUAUUAAUAAUUCUAAUAAUAAUAAUUCUAUUCAUACAAAUAAUAAUAAUACGACUCCGACCUCUGUAAAUCAAACGGCAGAAGUUCAUCCAUAUUCUACAACAAACAACUCAAACCACUCAUCACAAGCAGUGACUGGAAAUUCAACAUCUUGUCAAAUGUUCCAUGGACAAAAAAUUUAUUUUUCUUCCUAUGAUAAAAAUGUGGAAAAGGAUUUUAUUGAAAUUUAUGUCACCUUCUCUCCAAAUGAUAUUGAAAAAGAGGCCAAGUUGGCCAUUGAUGACAUUAAUCAAAUGGGAAAACAAGAAAGUGAUGAUUAUUUUGGUAGUUUGAAAGAUCAGACAACAAAUUCUUUAAAAAGAUUGCCUUCUUCACCUACCAUUCGACAAGGAAUGUCACAAAUGUCACAACAAGCAGGAUUUUCGAGAGUUAUUGAACCAAAAAUAGUUAAGGGAAUUACACACGUGAUUGGAAAAAAAAUUCAACCCGAAAAGAAAGCUCUCUAUUUUGUCAUGCAAUUUCGACACGAAUUAUUACCACAAAAAUUAUUGUACAAGAAAAUUUAUUUUAUUCAAGAAGGAAAUGGAAUUAUUUAUUGCUUGACAUUGACAACUACGAGAAGAGAACCAGAAGAUGUGAUUGGAUAUACCUCCACACAUAUCACAGAUGUCACAACCAAUAGUCCUUUAUUGACAAGUAGAGAAAAUCAAAGUGCGAGAAGUGCAAGAUCUUCUUCGAUACCUGCCAUUUAUAUUGAAUCCCAUGCAUGUCACACUUCACAAGAUUCCCCAACAUCUGUGACAUCCCAUUCAAAUCGUCACAGUAAGAAUUUGAGUUUAUUGGCAACAUUGAGCACUUCAGGUGGUGGUUUCGACUCUUCGAAUUCAGUUCAAUCAUCUCCAAGUAUGAACGGCGAUCACAACAGCAACACUUUAUCGACCAAUCCACAACCCAAUAGUGCUCGAAAACGAAAUUCCUCAUCUGGUUCAGCGACAACUUCCAAAAAGACGUUUAUGAAAAUGGUGACCUCUGCAUUGUCCACAUCGGCCAUUGAAAGUGACAAUGGAGAUGAAAUGUCUAUUUUGACUGGGUUAAUUCCAUCAUUGUAUCCAUCCAUGAGUCAACAACAACAACAACAACAAUCGACAUCACAGCCACAACUCAUUGAUGGAGGAGUUUGGAGUGACAUUUUAGUUCGUGAGCUGUUUGUUGGAAAAUCUUUGAAUGAGUUGAAACGAAAGACGAGUAAUAUGGAUGGAGAGGGUGUGAUUAUUCAUGUUCCAAUUUGUUUUAUUCCUUCUUUGAAAUUGGAGACAGAUGGAGAGCAGGAAAUUAUCAAACAUUAUGGAAUUUCAGAUUUUGGAAAGAGAAAGCAAGAUUAUAAAUUAAUUCUCUACCAUCCCAUUCAAUAUUUAACGAGAGAACAAUACUUGAAAUCGACGAAAGAGGAAAUGGUUGAAAAUAUUUUUGUGACCUAUGUUGAUUUUGUAAAAAAGAAAUCUGAAAAGAAUUUAAUUGAAUUUUAUUUGACAGGAGAUGCGUGUGGAAAUUGUGCACAACUCGAGAAAGAAAUUGCCUCUUUGACAAGGAACGAAUUUGAGAAAAAUAGUGGCAAAUUACUGAAUUAUUUCUAUGACAACAUAUUCAAGGAAAAGGUGAAGAAAUCGUGUUCCAUUCUGAAAGAGAAAGACAUGGAAUUUUAUUCUUCAAGUGAAUCAAAUCAAGAAGGCAAUAACUCAAUAUUCACAAAGCCAAUCGUUCUCAAGGCCAAAUAUUUAGAAUUGGACGGCAACACGUAUUUCGGGAAUACUCUCAAGAAACAAUGUUGUUUGGUGGAAAGAAAUUUUAAAAUUUGGAUUUUCACCUACAGUUCCACAAGCAAUCUAAUUGCUAGUGAAGCAUUUCAUGCCAUACUGUCCGAAAUAAAAUAUUCAUAG
Messenger RNA from Naegleria fowleri, 2493 nucleotides. RefSeq lists its product as uncharacterized. The coding region runs from base 1 to 2493 and encodes 830 amino acids. The record is from RefSeq and is a predicted model, not a curated record. Lineage: Eukaryota; Heterolobosea; Eutetramitea; Acrasida; Naegleriidae. The transcript has a single exon.